AUGGCCCAAACGGGUGAAUCUGAAAUGGCAAGGCGACCACAUGAGGACCUACUUGUUCCUGUUCUUACUUCUCAUGAGACUGUACAGUCCAAGCCUGUAAAAGAACAAGCUUCAACCAUGGACACCAAAGUUAAUGAAGGAUCAACUUCUGAAGUUGCUAAUACCUCAGAGGUAUGCGAAAGCUUUCGCAAUCUUCCUCAACAUCUAAAGAGAUGUGUUGUCUACACUUGGGUUCUAUUUGUAGAUCAUGAAUUUGAGGAGGAUACAUUGAUUCAGUUAUGGAUUGCCGCUGACAUUGUAAAAGUGGAGGGACAAGAGAAACUACUUGUGGAGACAGGUCGAUUUUAUUUCAAAGAACUGAAAGACCGUUCUAUUUUUCAGCCCUAUAUUGUUUGUGAAAGUUUUGAGUCAACAUACAGAUUUCAUGAGGAUGUCUACGAACUAGUAGAACAAUGCUGUGAAAAUGAAUAUGCUAAUGAAUAUGCUGUGAUGAAGGAAGAUGAAUCAAACAAGAAGAUACCUCCACUGACUUUGCAUUCCGUAUUUUUGAUUGGUGACAAAAUUGGCGACUUUGACACGAAAAUAUUUGAAAGCAGGAUUGAGGAAGCAAAGUCGUUACUCACACUUAAAUUGCAGAAUGAGUGUGGAACCCCGAUAAUAAAGUACAUUUCUCACAAUUUGUUUGAGAAAUUGACAGACUUACGCGUUUUGGAUUUGAGCUUUACAGGAAUCAAGGAGUUACCAACCUCUGUUUGCAAGUUGAGAAAUUUACGAUACCUUGAUGUGUCCAGAACCCGAAUCAAAAAGUUGCCAGAAUCAGUGAGUGAGUUGUGUGAUCUAGAAACAUUGAAGCUUAGAGAUUGCUUAGACCUGGUCGGGUUGCCCAAUGAAAUGAAUAAACUGAGUAAUCUUCAGUAUCUCGAUCUGGAUGGGGUGCAUCAAUUGACUUCCAUGCCUCCAAGCAUGCGGGAAUUAACUAAUGUACAUACACUGAGCACAUUCGUUGUGGGAAAAGAGGAAGGAUGUCAGAUCCAAGAGUUGAAAUACAUGAAGAAGCUUAGAGGAUCACUUUGCAUAAGAAACAUGGAGAAUGUUACCGAAGACCAGGCUAAGAAAGCUCGAUUUAGUGAUGAGGUUCAAAUUCGCAAACUGGAGUUCCAAUGGAGUUUGUCAGAGAGUGAAGGUGAUAUGGAAUUUAAUUUUAUUGAGCCUAAUUCCUCAAUCGAACAGUUAAAGAUAACACGGUAUGGCGCUGAAAGUUUUCCACAUUGCUAUUGGGAAAGAUUCCGCUCACUUGCAUUUAUCCACCUAAGAUACUGCAAUUGCGCCGAGCUUCCAAGCCUUGGAAGAAUCCCUAACCUCAAAUCAUUGUACAUACAUGAAAUGCAUUCAUUGAGAAAGAUGGAAAAUGAUAAAUUGAGUGGUUUCAUGAAAUUAGAAGUGCUAGAAAUCAAUGGAAUGCCUUGCUUGGAAGUAUGGACAGAAAUAAAGAGUUAUACCAUGCCUUUGCUUCGUGAGCUUACAAUCAUCGACUGCCCAAAGCUGGUCACUCUUCCAGAGUUCAAGAACCUCACAUCUCUUGAAAAUUUGAGAAUUAUACUUUGCCUGACAAUCCAAUUUUUUCCAGGUGAAAAUCUACCAAAUAGUCUUAAAUCAUUGACUAUUACGGAAUGUGCAACACUUGAAGAACAGUACCGAAAGAAAGAAGGCGAAUGGAUAAUAGCCAAGAUUCCUGAAAUCUGGAUUGGGUACCAACUGAUAUCUGGAACAGAAACUAGUCAACAGUCAACAGGUAAAUCUCAGAUCCAAUAG
Molecule: messenger RNA, 1812 nt
Organism: Telopea speciosissima
Lineage: Eukaryota; Viridiplantae; Streptophyta; Magnoliopsida; Proteales; Proteaceae
Product: putative disease resistance RPP13-like protein 1
Exons: 1
Coding region: 1-1812 (603 amino acids)
Source: RefSeq, a predicted model, not a curated record